Jatropha curcas is the source of this 861-nucleotide messenger RNA. It is a transcript of the gene LEA14-A, whose product is annotated as desiccation protectant protein Lea14 homolog. The record is from RefSeq and is a predicted model, not a curated record. Gene Ontology annotation, cellular component: cytosol. NCBI's taxonomy places the organism in Eukaryota, Viridiplantae, Streptophyta, Magnoliopsida, Malpighiales, Euphorbiaceae. Gene Ontology annotation, biological process: response to desiccation.
UUAUGGGCUUCAAACAUUCAAGAGAAUACAUCAUUUUACCUCACAAACUUGCAAUUCAAUCAUCCAACUCGAACAUUUCCCCCCAUCUGUAAACAUAUUCAAGUGUAACUGCUGCAAGCAACAAUUGUAUAUGGAGUUGGUGGACAAGGCCAAGAACUUUCUGGCGGAAAAGGUAGCCAACGUUAAAAAGCCGGAGGCAAGCGUCACGGAUGUAGAUCUGGGUAGCAUCCACCGCGAUCGCAUAGAAUACAAAGCAAAAGUCUCCGUCACUAAUCCCUACUCUCAGCCACUGCCCGUUUGUGAGGUCUCUUACACUCUCAAAAGCGAUGGCAGAGUGAUCGUAUCGGGGAAUAUGCCAGACCCAGGAUCACUGAAAGCAAGCGAUACAACAGUGCUGACCGUGCCAUUGAACGUGCCACACAGUAUAUUGGUCAGCUUGGUGAAGGACGUCAGUAGAGACUGGGACAUAGAUUAUGAAUUGGAGUUGGGUCUCACUUUUGACCUUCCUAUUGUUGGUGACAUUACCAUUCCUCUCUCCACGAAAGGCGAGAUCAAACUCCCCACUCUCUCUGACUGUUUCUUCGGUUCUUCUAAAGAAGAAUAAAUUGAAGCUUUCUUAUGUAUUUGUUGUUGUUUCCAAAAACUAGUUAAUGAAUUAUCAGAUGUCAAAUAUCCUACUGUAUGCAACUUUUUUAAAAAGGUAAAGGAGUUUUAUUAAGAAGCAUGUCAAACCUGAUAACAUCAUCUAGGAACGGAGGAGACGAUUCCCACUCAGUCUCAUUGAGUUUCUAAUAAAUGGAGUGUUACGAUCUGAAAUUUCAUACUGUAUUCAACUUGAUUAUGAAUAUUUCGUCUUAAAAA